Nicotiana tabacum (common tobacco) is the source of this 2463-nucleotide messenger RNA. Its product is annotated as ATP-dependent RNA helicase-like protein DB10. NCBI's taxonomy places the organism in Eukaryota, Viridiplantae, Streptophyta, Magnoliopsida, Solanales, Solanaceae. Gene Ontology annotation, molecular function: ATP binding; RNA helicase activity; nucleic acid binding. The record is from RefSeq and is a predicted model, not a curated record.
CUUUUUAUCUCCUCACGCUUCUCAUUUUUUUGGAAGCGUAUUUCUCUCUCUGUCUUGUAACCCUAGAGAAAAAGGGAGAAAUCCUUGGAGGUGGAAGUAAUUUGUGUCCACUUAUUUUUUCUUAUUUAUUUUAAGGUCUUCAAUUUUUGCUGUCAGAUCGACAUCGUCAGUGGUCAUUGGAGACUGAAGUUUGAGAUGGCCGUUGUAACUGCAUCUUCCGCUGGUCCAAGUUAUGCGCCAGAAGACCCUACCCUCCCCAAACCAUGGAAAGGCCUAGUUGAUGGUACCACUGGAUUCAUCUACUUCUGGAAUCCAGAGACCAACGAUACCCAAUAUGAGAGGCCUGUUCCCUCUUCCCAUGCAGUGUCUGCUCCAGCACAUAAGUCAUCUGUAUUUGUAAGUUCAUCUGUUGAAAAGCCUUCUCAAGGUCAACGCUAUGAUGCAGACGGUGGACACAACAGAGGUAGCAAUAACAAGAUUGCAAGAAGCAGUUCUGAUCGUUUUCAUGAUGGAACAUCUGUCCAUGAAGGCUAUGGUUCUCUAGGUGUAGGAAGUGACAUAUCUCAAGAAUCCUACUGCCGCCGCAAUGAAAUCUCUGUUACGGGAGGUGAUGUUCCUGCACCUUUGACAUCAUUUGAAGCGACUGGGUUUCCUUCAGAGAUUGUGAGGGAGAUGCAUCAAGCUGGGUUUUCGGCUCCUACUCCAAUACAGGCACAAUCCUGGCCCAUUGCCCUUCAGGGCCGUGAUAUAGUGGCUAUUGCGAAGACUGGGUCUGGCAAAACUCUGGGUUACUUGAUGCCUGCCUUUAUUCAUCUACAACAGCGUCGCAAGAAUCCUCAAUUAGGCCCAACUAUUUUGGUACUAUCACCAACAAGAGAAUUAGCCACACAGAUACAAGCUGAAGCAGUGAAGUUUGGGAAAUCGUCAAGGAUAUCUUGCACGUGUCUGUAUGGAGGUGCACCAAAAGGUCCUCAACUACGGGAGCUUAGUAGGGGUGUAGAUAUUGUUGUCGCCACUCCUGGUCGUUUGAACGACAUCUUGGAGAUGAGAAGAGUUAGCCUUGGUCAAGUUUCUUACUUGGUGUUAGAUGAAGCGGAUCGUAUGUUGGACAUGGGAUUUGAACCUCAGAUAAGGAAGAUUGUGAAGGAGGUGCCUGUGCAGAGGCAAACAUUGAUGUAUACAGCUACAUGGCCGAAGGGGGUUCGUAAGAUUGCUGCUGAUCUAUUGGUUAAUUCAGUUCAAGUUAAUAUUGGAAAUGUUGACGAGCUUGUUGCAAACAAGUCUAUCACGCAGCACAUUGAAGUCGUGCUGCCGAUGGAGAAACAACGGCGAGUAGAACAAAUCUUGAGAUCCAAAGAACCAGGGUCAAAAAUCAUUAUUUUCUGUUCAACAAAGAAAAUGUGCGACCAACUAUCUCGCAAUCUUACUCGCAAUUUUGGAGCAGCUGCAAUUCAUGGGGAUAAAUCUCAGGGUGAGAGGGAUUAUGUAUUAAGCCAGUUUCGUGCAGGCAGGUCUCCUGUGCUUGUGGCUACUGAUGUUGCUGCCCGGGGUUUGGACAUCAAAGAUAUCAGGGUGGUGAUAAACUAUGACUUCCCAACUGGAAUAGAAGAUUAUGUUCACAGAAUUGGUAGAACAGGCCGGGCAGGAGCAUCUGGUCUGGCCUACACAUUUUUCUCCGACCAGGAUUCUAAGCAUGCUUUAGAUCUUGUUAAAGUUUUAGAAGGUGCAAAUCAAUGUGUGCCAACUGAGCUACGUGAUAUGGCUUCUCGCGGUGGUGGUAUGGGAAGGGCUAGGAAUCACUGGGGUUCUGGCCCAGGUGGACGUGGAGGACGUGGUGGACCCUAUAAUUCCAGCUAUGUUGGACGGAAUGGAGGACAUGGUUAUGACCGGGGAUCACGUGACAGUGACAGAUAUGGUCAUGGUACCUACAAUGCGGAUGCUCCACGGAAGCGCAGUCGUAGCAGAAGCCCCAAUAUAGGUUCAGGAUGGAGUGGUAAAAAGAGCCGAUUUACUGAUUGAUUUGAUCAGGUUCUUCUGUGUAAUAGUGAGCCAUUUGCUAAUGGAUCUCAUUUGGUUAGAAGAGUAACAAGGCAUGAUCCGUUAGUAAGUAUACUGGGCUUCAGAGUGAACUGUAGGUGUAUUGUUUUUUAUUAUAUCCAUGAUAUUUGUCCAGUUGGCUCUAGUGCCUGCUGGCCGCCUCAUUUGCUUUUCGGGAUUAACUGAAAGAAAGAGGACCCUGUCUUCUGGUUAAACCAUCAAUAGUAGUACUUCAUUCUGGCAAUUUUUUCUGAGCUUGUUAGACUGUGUUCUUGAAAGAAUCAUGGUACCUCAAGUGUAGAAAAAUGAAAAUGUUACAUGAGCGCACACAACAGUGGAAAAGUUUCAAUGUAUGUAAACGUAAACAGUGUUAAUGUUGGUUUAUAAUUCUUAUCGUGCAUUACUCAAGUGCAUGUGUAGAGGAGA